AUGAUGUCGGAUGGCAAAUGUGAUGACGUGAAUUUGUGUGUUGGUGGACGUUGUGUUGUCUGGCGCACCAAGGACAUUGGACACUGCCCGGAUGUGGCUGAAGCGUCCGUCAGGAUGAGGACCGCAGGACUAUACGCUUCGAUGAGCACGGAACUAGAAGGCUGGAUACUGCAUUAUGGAGAAGGCUGGCUCAAAAAAACGAAAAGACCCGAAAAAUCGGUAAUUGAAGAAGCAGUCAGUGAAGUUUUGGAGAAAGGUCAGUCCAUAAACAGAACUGCACUUGCCUUAAACAUAUCGAGGGCUUACUUAGCUAAAAUCGUUAAAAAAGUAAAGACGUCUGGCGAUUCAUCAUAUGAACACUGACCUAAUAUAGGGAACAGGCGUAUUUUCACAACAGAACAGGAGAAUAUGCUUGCAGAUUAUUUAAACACCGCAUCUAAAAUGUGCCAUGGCCUAACAAGACAUCAAGCAAAGAAGCUAGGAUUUGAUUAUGCCGUAGCCAAUGAUAUCUGUCCACCCAAAUGGAAAGAAGUUGAAACUGCGACUGAUGAUUGGCUCAAAGGGUUUAUGAGCAGACACAAAGACUUAACUCUGAGAAAACCUGAAAGCACUUCUCUAUCCUGUGCAACAAGUUUUAAUAAAGCUAAUGUAAGCACACUUUUUGAGAAAUUAAACACUGUUUUACAAAGAUACAAAUUUCCUCCUCAUAGGAUUUUUAACGCCGAUGAAACAGGCUGCAGCACCGUCACCAAUCCUCCUAAGGUCAUAGCUGAAAGGGGUUCGAAACAAAUUGGGCAAGUUACCUCAGCCGAACGAGGAACAUUGGUGACAACUCUGUUCUUUAUUAAUGCUGCUGGUGGUUUUCUGCCGCCCGUUUUUGUGUUUCCUAGAGUAAAUUAUAAAGAUAUUAUGCUAAAUAAUGGUCCGCCAGGAGCCCUAGGAUUGGCUCAAGUUUCUGGAUGGAUGACUGAAGACUGUUUUGUGAAAGCGGUUGAACACUUUGCAAUACAUGUCAGGCCUUCAAAAGAGAAUCCAGCAUUGAUAUUAAUGGAUAAUCACACCUCUCAUGUAAAUCUCAGAGUGGUUGAAUUUGUCAGACAAAACUCCAUCAUAAUAGUUACAUUCCCACCACACUGCAGUCAUAAACUGCAACCACUAGAUAUCACAGUAUAUGGGCCUUUCAAAACUAGGUACCCGCACUGCCAUGAAUGAAUGGAUGUUGACGAACCCUGGAAAAACAGUUACUAUUUAUCAAAUUGGGCAAUUUGUAAAAGAAGCAUAUUUGCCAGCUUUCAGUCCACAUAAUAUAACACAAGGAUUUUUGAAAACAGGAAUUUAUCCAUUAAAUUCUAAUAUAUUUAGUGAAGAAGCAUUUUUAUCUUCAUAUGUGACCGAUAGACUUGAUCCGCAGUCAAACGAUGGUUUGAACUUGUAUAAGGAAAGUAUGGAAAGAAACUUAGAAACAACACCUCCAUCUUCUACAAAAUCGUUUGAAGCUGGCGAAGAAAAUGAGCUUCUAAUAGAUCAGAAUAUCAGACUCUCUCAUUGUUCAACCUCCACCCCCACGGCUGCAAAUCCGAGUCAACGAAUUAUAUCACCGGAGAUGAUAAGACCAUUUUCUAAAGCGGGGCCAAGACAAACACGAAAACGAAAUAAUAGAAAAAUGUGAUCUGCUAUCGUAACCGACUCUCCCGAAGGAAAAAAAUAGAGGAGAAAGAGUAUAGUGCAAAGAAACCAAAAGUUACUGUUAAGAAAAUGACUACAAAAGACUCCACAAAAACGCUUAAAAAACAAAAUCAGAAAUAAAUAAAGAAAAUUCCGUUCUGCAAGAUGACUCUGAUUCGUCUGACUCUAUCGUAUUGGAUGAAUUAAAAACAAAGGGUGUUCGAAGCAAAAUAAACCCAAAGACAAAUAACAAUAGUGAUGAUUGUGUAGUUUGGAGCAAACCAUAUAAGACAGUGAUAAAGAUUGGUUUCAGUGCAAAAUUUGUUCUGGUUGGGCUCAUGAAUGCUGUGGUAUUAAGGGGAACCUUAAUUUCUUUUGCAAGACAUGUUUCUAAUUUGAAGAAUACGCAUUAUAUUCUGUUCUGAUAGAUUUAACGAUUUGUUUUUGAUAAAAGAUGUUGUUUGUUGUUUUAUUUAAUUUCAACACUGUUAUUGAUAAAACAUAAUCCGCC
Acanthoscelides obtectus is the source of this 2176-nucleotide messenger RNA. The record is from the annotation of a GenBank genome assembly. Lineage: Eukaryota; Metazoa; Arthropoda; Insecta; Coleoptera; Chrysomelidae.